Molecule: messenger RNA, 1106 nt
Organism: Monoraphidium neglectum
Lineage: Eukaryota; Viridiplantae; Chlorophyta; Chlorophyceae; Sphaeropleales; Selenastraceae
Product: Isochorismate synthase 2
Exons: 2
Molecular function (GO): isochorismate synthase activity
Source: RefSeq, a predicted model, not a curated record
AUGCUGUCGGAGUGGCCGUGCUCGUCAUCCGCACCAUGCGUCGGUGGCGGCAGUGGUGCCGCCCCCAGGGGAGCGGUGACCCGAGCUCAGCGCACGUCUGCCCGCAGCAGGAGCAGCAUUGCAGCCUACGACGGCAGCGCCGGCGAGCAUGCAGCGACCUGCCCAUUGGCACCCGGCCGGCGGCGCCACCACUUUGAACUCAGCCCAGCGCCCCCGCCGUCGGCCGCCGCGCUGAACCGGCGCCGGUUGCGCUCCGCCGCGCGCGCCGGCGCGCCCGACCGCGCCGGCACGGCGCUUGCGGACGCGUUCGACAGCAACCCAGGCGCCAGCAGCGGCGCCGCUGAGCCCAGCGGCGAUGCUUCCACGCCGCCGCCGCGGCCUGCCCCCGCCCUUGCCCCCGGCCCCAGUGCUGUGGCCCCGCCCAUGGCGCUGCAGCCGGUGACCUUCACGCAAACCUGGGUCCUCCCCCCUCAGCCCUCCUGGCAGCGCGCCGCCGCCGCCCUGCGCGCCGCGGCCGCCGCCGCGCUGCCCCAGCUCGCGGCGCUCUCGAGCGGCGUCGUUCGGUGGGAGGUGCCGCUGCCGCGCGGCUGCAGCGCGUCGCGCUGGCUGCGCGGCCAGGACGCCGCCUCGCACCACCAGGUGUACUUUGCCGGCCGCCACAGCACCGCCCCGGAGACCCCCAAGUCGGCGCUGGCCGAGGCGGCCGCACGCGGCUGGAGCGCGGCGGCGGGGCUGGGCGCGGCGUGGCUGUGGCGCGGGGACGGCGGGGUGCCGUUUGGCGAAGAGCAGCUGACGGGCGUGCAGCGCAUGCUGUCGGAGGCCCAGCCGCGGAUCCGCGUGCUGGGCGGCACGAGGUUCGAUUCGCAGCAGGCGCCGGCGCCGGAAUGGGAGCCGUUUGGGUCGUUCUGCUUCCUGCUGCCCCAGAUCGAAUAUUUGGAGGCAGCUGACUGCGCCCUGCUGUCGUUGAACAUGGCCUGGGACGCUCGGUACCAAUCCGCCGCCCCCGACCCCCUCUGCCGCGCCGGAGAGGGCCCCCCGACCGCCGCCGCCGCCGCCGCCCGCGCCCUCUCGCUGCUCUCCUCGCUCGCGCCGCCGGCGCCGCCUUC